Molecule: messenger RNA, 5565 nt
Organism: Plasmodium adleri (nom. inval.)
Lineage: Eukaryota; Apicomplexa; Aconoidasida; Haemosporida; Plasmodiidae
Product: calponin homology domain-containing protein, putative
Exons: 1
Coding region: 1-5565 (1854 amino acids)
Molecular function (GO): protein binding
Source: RefSeq, a predicted model, not a curated record
AUGAUGACGGAUGAAACUAAAAUUGGGAAGGAAGAAUUAAGGGUGUGGAUAGAGGAUACAUUGAAAAGAAAAGAUUUUUCGUUUAGUUGUUUGAAAGACGGUGAUAUAUAUUUAGAACUAUUUGAAUAUAUAUGGCCACAAGUGAUGAAAAAAUAUAAAGGAAGUAUUAUAAUGUAUCCAUCAAGUGAUAAUGAAAGAAAAGAAAAUUGGAAAAUGAUAAAAAAUGUAUUAAAAAGUGUACAUCUUGAAGAAGAUUUUAUAAAGUAUAAUGAUAUUAUUGAAAACAAUUUUAAAGGAUGUUAUGAAUCAUUAAUUAUUUUAUAUUUUUUAUAUUCUUUAGUUAGAUAUCAUGAAUGUGAUUUUAUAUUAGCACAUCCGAUUGAUCAAAAGUUAACUGAUUUUAUGUCAAGUGAAAAACCCUUAACAUGUUUGAUUAGAACAGGUAGUGUUCAUCUCCCAAAUAAUGUAUUUGAAAAAGUUAGGAGCAUGCCUGAAUAUGAAGAUAUACAUAUAAUAGAUGAUGAAAAUGAAAAAAAUGAUGAUAGAUAUGAUGUAAUGUAUGAUCAAUGCAAUACUAUAUUCAAUACAUCUGAUAAAAAACUGAACACACAAAAUAAUUUUUCUUUUAAAAAGGAUAAUUCAACGGAGCACUUAAAUUUAAUGUAUCCUAUAAAUUCUCAUAUGGAAGAAAAUACUUUUGAUAAAUAUAUAAAAAAUUAUGAAACCCAUACAAAUGUUCAUAACAAAGAAGAAGAACAAAAUAUGAUAGGUUAUAAUAAUUCAAAUAGUAACACAAAUUUGAAGCAAGAGUUUAAAGAAUACAACAACAAAAUGUUUUUAGAAAUGAAUAAUGAAAAUAAUGAGCAAUUAGAUGAUAGAGUAAAUAGAAAUUAUACUAAUAAAGAAGAAAAAUAUCAAACAUAUGAUAAAAGAUAUGAUAAAAGAUAUGAUAAAAAAUAUGAUAAAAGAUAUGAUAAAAAUGAUAAUUUUAUAGGAUAUAAAAAAGGUCAAGAUGAUGAUACCAUAUCUUAUAAUAAACAUUUUAGUGAUAAUAUAUUGAGUGAUGUUACUUUGAAUCGUUUUACUUCCAACAUUUCUUGUUAUGAUGAUAAUAUGGAUAUUAAAACAAAGAAUUCAAAUGAAUUUCAUAUAAAUGGAAUAAAGAGAAAGAGUGUAUCACACAAUAUAAGUAAUGUAUCCACUUCUCCUUGUAGCGAUUUUUUUAAAUAUUUUAGAUUUGAAGAAGGCAUAUUUCAUGACAACAAAAGGGAUGAUAAUGUAUUUAUGAUAAAUAAUAAUGAAGAUAUAUUAGAGCAUGAUUCGGGUUUACAUAAGAAUGAAAAAUAUAAUAUCCACACAAAUAAACAUAACAACAAUAAAAACAACAACAACAAUAAUAAUAAUAAUAAUAGUAAUAAAAGUAAUACUUGUUUUGCUACCAGUCCUGUUAAUUUCUUUAAACCUUUUAAUAAAGACAAGGUAGAUGUGUCAUCACAGACAGAUUAUAAUCAUGAGGACAUUUUUUUAAAUAAUAUAAUUCAUCAUGAGAAUAUGAAAAAUCUAGAAGUUAUAUGGAAUAAUGAUGAGCAGAAAUUGAAGGGGGAAUCAUUUCUUCUUUUCUUAAAAAAUCAAAUAAAAAUGUAUAAAAAAGAAUUAAUUAUAAAAAAUGAUGAAAUAAAAAGUAUGAAAAAUAUACACAAGAAAAAUAUAGAUGAUAUAAUAUCAUCUCAUAUAUUAGAAAUAUCAAAACUUAAAGAAAAACAUCAAGCAGAUAUUUUUUUUCUAAAAAAUCAGCACUUAGAAAAUAUAGUAAGUGUAAGAAAAAAUUUUGAAUCAAAAUUAAAUCAUAUAGAGGAAGAUCUUCUUUUAGAUCUGGAUAUUCUUUAUAAGGAAAAUAAUGGUAAUACAUUAAAUGAACAAAUUAAUGAAAUAAUUAUAAGUGAACACAAUGAAAGAGAAAAAUAUGGAUUAGACAAACACAUUGAUAAUUUCUUGAAUGAUAAUAAGAUGAAUAAAUGGGAUAUGACUAAUAAUAUGGACAAUUCUACUGAUCAUAUAAAUAAUAAUAAUAAUAAUAAUGAUAAUAGUAAUGAUCAUUAUAAUAAUAAUACUUUAAAAUAUUCAGAUAGAACAAAUAACAUAAGGGAUGAUAAUAAUAUAGAAAUAAAACAUAAUAAUAAUCUUAUGAUAUAUGAAAAGGAUACAAUAAACGAGCACAUAUCAAUUAAUGAUAUAUUAUAUAAUAAUAAUUCAAAUAAAAUAAUUAGAAAUAAUAAGGAUAUAUUCCUUAAAAAUGGAGAACAUAAUUUGAAAAACAAUGUUAUGAUUCCACAUGAGUUAGAUAACCCACUUAAGAAACUGAAAUUUAUGUUGAAUCAAAAAAAUAAAGAACAUGAAGAAAACAAUAAAUAUAUAAAAGAAGAAAUGACUCAUCUUAAGCAAAUAUAUAACCAAGUAUUCUUAGAAAAAAACAAAGAAUACAAUGAAAUAUAUGUUAACAAUAAAAUAUUUUAUGAUAUACUAGAAUAUAUUAAAAAGGACAACAACUGUGUUGGAGAUGAUAUAUUUAAUAAGAAUAAUGAACAUUAUAGUAUAGAAAAAAUUAAGAAAAACAUAUAUGAUAUUAUAAUAAAAAAUAAUAAAGAAAGUAAAAUAUAUUUGAAGGAGAAGAAAAAAGAAGAAAAAGAUAUUGUUAAGGAAUUAGAUGAAAAUUGGUUAAUUAAUUUGUUAAUAUAUAUGAACUCUUUAUUACAAUUAGAACGGAUAAGAUUAGAAGAUAUGAAAAUUAAAGAAGAAAGAGAUAUUUGUAUCUAUAAUUAUAUGAAAAAUAAAAAUAUGAAAAAAAAAGAUAAUUAUUUAUUUUUAUUAAAUAACGACAUGAAUAAAAAAGAAUUAAUAAAUGAUACAAAUGAUAUAUCAAGCAAUGAAUUACAUAGGUUAGAAAAUGAGAUGGAUACAAAUGAAAAAAUAAAAAUGUUGAAAGAAAGAAAUAGAAAGUUAUUAUCUCUAAAUGAAUUUUAUAAAAAGAAAUUAGAACAUAUACAAAUAUGGAAAACAAAACUGGAGAUUAUGAAAACAAAUAAAUAUAACCAAUUUGUUGUUAAUGAAAAUAAAGAAAAUAUUUUUUUAAAAAAAUAUAAAUGUGAUGAUGAUAAGGGAGUUACAACAAAUGAUAUGGAGUAUACACAUAAUAAUAAUAAUAAUAAUAACAAUAUUUAUAAUAAUAAUAUUUAUAAUUAUAGUAAUAAUUUGAAGGGAUUUACAUCCAUGUGGUUACCACUUAUAUAUUUAAAACCUGUUGAAGAAGAAAACAAAAGAGAUGCCGAGUUAAUGUACCUUUUAAAAAUGUUAGAUAGAUAUGAUAAUGAAAAUAAGAAAAAUGGUAUAUGGUCUUCUAACAAUGAAGAGAAUGAUAAUAAUAUGGUUGAUGAAAAAAUUAUGAAUGAUAUAUAUCAUAAUAAUAAUAAUAUCAAUAGUAAUAGUAUUUUUAAUUUUGCUUAUAAUUUUGAUGAUGAAUAUAUUUCAUGUCUUAAGACAGAUAAUAGGAAAUGCACUGAUAAAGAUUAUAAUGAUAGAGAAAAUGAAUUUGUAUACGCUCCAUAUAAUCUUUUAAAUGUUUUAAAAAAAAAACUUACAUAUAUAUUUUGGCAGCUUCUAGGUGAUAUAUAUAAAUACCGUAAUGUUAUCAUAGAAACAUGUAACUAUAUAUAUAAUAUACAUAAUUUAUUCAAUGAGCAUAUAAAUAAAUAUGAAAAAGAUGAAAAGAAAAAGGAAGAAUCUUAUAAUAAGUGUAUGAAGGAUAAAGAAGAUGAUUAUUUAAAUGAAAAAUAUAACUUAAGAGAACUUAUAGGAAUAACAAAAUUAAAAUUGGAAAUAUGUACUAAUGAAUAUAUUGAAUUAAAAGAAAAUUAUGAGAAAGAAAAAAAACGUUUAAUUAUUUUAACAAAUAGAUGUUAUGAAAAUGAAAGUAUGAAAUAUAAAAGUACCAUACAACAAUUUAAAAAUGUAGAUAAACAAUUAAAAAUAUAUAAAGCCAGAGAAAAAAAAUGGAUCAAUUUAAUUGAAUUAUUAAUAUUAGAAUUAAAGAAUUCCUCAAAACAAAAUCAAGAAGAUAUUAAAAAUGUGUGGCUAGAAAUUAUAUCUACUAAAAAAGAAGCAAUCAAUAAUGAUAAUACUAUAUGUAUGGAAAAUAACAAUUCUGAUGAUUAUUUAAUAAUUGAUAAGGGAGAUCAAGAAAAAUGUAACCAUUUAAUAAAUGAAAAAAAUGUCGUCAUUGAUAGUAUAAAUAAAGAUAUAGAUGAAAAUAAUUUGGGAUUUGAAUAUAAUCAUGAUAAACACAAUAUGGAUAUUAAUAAUAAUAAUAAUAAUAAUAUUAUAAAAAAUCUGGAUGAUCUUAUAAGAAAAAAUAAAACAGAGCAAGAAGAUAAUAGAAAAAAAAAACUUCCAAUGAAAAAAGAAGAAAAUGAUAAAAUCAAUAUUUAUAAAAAAGAUUUUCAUGGUUUUUUAGAUGACAUAAUAAAAAGUGAAGUCUUUCAAUUUUAUUCAUUUGAAGAAUCAAAUAAUUUUAUAAGUAAUAAGAUAAAUGCACAUAUUAAUAAUAAUACAUCUUUUAAUAUUAAUACGAAUGAAUAUUAUGGAAACAGUAAUGAGAUGUAUAUAUUUAAAGAAAAUAUGGAGGACUACAAUAUAUAUUAUAAUAAAAAAAUAAAUCAUGUAUAUAAUAAUUAUAUUGUAAAUAAUUAUAAUAAUGAUGAUAUAAAAGAUGGUCCUAACAAUAAUGAUAAUAAUAAUAAUAAUAAUGAUACACAUAUACAUACACAUAAUACAAACAAACACUCAUUAAAUAAAAUAAAAGAUAAAUUUUAUGAAGGAAAAGAUUUUUUCAACUUACUAAGUGCCAUGGCAAAAGAAUCAUGUCUUAUAUUUCAAAUAUUAUUAAAAAUAAAAGAAGAUGAUAUAAAAGAAAAAACAGAAAAAAUAACAUCAUUAGAAAAAAAAUUAUAUUUAUUAAAACAAUAUAAUAUAAAUGAAAAAAAUAAAAAUAAAUUGUUAUUAGAGAAACAGGAAAUAUUAAUACAUAAAAUAAAGACAUUAAAUAUUGAUAUACAUAAAUUACAAACAUAUAUAUCAUCUAUAAAUAAAGAAAAAAUAUAUUUAAAAACUCAUAACCUAACAAAAGAACAAGAACUCAAUUUAAUUAUCACAUAUUAUAAAAAUAUUAUUAUAUCUAUUAAAAAACAUUUAAAUAAAUAUUCAACUGUUCUAUAUCUAUUAGAUAAUAUACCUCAACAUGAUAAAGAUAUUAUACUUAAUUUAACAAAUAUUACUCAUGAAAAAUAUAAUAAUUUUAAAUUCUCAUUUGAUAAACAACAAAAGGAUCAAUUAACAAAAAAAAAAAAAAAUGAAUUCAACGAUGAAACAUCUGACUAUUCUCUUCAACAAGCAAAUUUACAACUAUUAAAGGAUAAAGCAUUGAAUGAAAAUAUUAUCACAGUUGAUGAUAAUAAUGAGCACUUGUCAGAUAUAUCUCUGGAGGAUAUAAUUAAAAACACACAAUAUAAUUAA